ACCCAAAACGCAGCUCAUGCAAUUAGGCCGAUGCGGACCUUACGAAGCUCGACAACUCAUCUGUAGAUGACCCUACUGCAGGCACGAACGGGCUGCAACUGUACAAGAGCUAGCAGUCACGAACGUUCAAACCAUGCCAUAGAAGAUGCGCAGUCAUCAUGCCGGCGACGGCUCGGGGCAGUUUGGGAAGGUCGCCCGCGUGCGCUCCAUCCUUCUCCCCACGCACUGCACGCUCCUGCAGCCUGCGCUGCGGGCGCUGGCCGCCGCUCGGAAACAUAUCUCUCCACGCCCAUACUAGCCACAGCUGCAACAAGCGGAUCAGCAUGCUCUAGCGCCACCCAUGCUCCGCGGCUGCGGUGUGUGCGGGUGGGCGCCCAUGCCUCCAGCCCCGCCGCUGCGCUGAGCGCCGGCGGCGCGGCUGCCAGGCGCCGCCGUGCCGACCUCAGAGCAAAGCUAGCCUCGCUCCUGCUGCUCCUCCCACUGGCGAUGUCGCUCGUGCGCUUGAUCUGCGGCGCCGUAGGCGGGCUGGCUGAGGGCUCGCUGCUAGGGGCCAAGUUCAUCGCGCGGUCCAUCAUUAGCGGCGGCGGCGGCGGCGGCAGCAGCGCCGGCGCCGCGGCCGCCAGCAACGGGCCGCCGCCGCCGCCCUCGGACCUGGGCGGCGUGGGGCCGGAUGAAGCGGCCGGUGGCAGCCUCAGCGGCAACGCCGGUAGCGAGCUGUCAGACCUGCUGUCAGACGACGUAUUGGACACGGACACAUUGGGUGGCCUCGAAGUGUUGGGCGGUUUAUACGGCGACCUUGGCAGCAGCGAUCUGGAUCCAAACACGGUCCUGGCGCUGCUGUAUGCGGCCUUUGGCCUGACGGCGGGCGGCCGGGGCCCGGGCCUGGAGGCGGCGGCGGCGGCGCAGCUGUCGGAGGCGUACGUGCGUUACCUCGGCGCCUGGCUGGCGGCGCACGUAGGGCGCGGGUUCGUGCAGUUGUGCAGAUGGCUACAGCCGAUGCAGCUGUCGCUGCUGCAGCUUGAGGCGCCGCUGUACGCCAGCCCAGUGGGCCAAGCGCUGCAUGCGGCGCUGCUGCUGCUGCCGGCGCUGGUGCUGGCGCUGCGGCUGCCCUGGGUGCGCCCCGUGCUCAGCGGCGCGGCACGGGGCGCGUGGCAGCGGCUGCGGUCCGCCCUGCAGGCGUCAACAAGUGGUUCGUCGGGGCCCGCAGCAGCCGGCAGAGCGGCUGCAGCCGGGGGAUCAGGCAGCGGGCGGGCGCCCGGAGCGCAGGCGCGCGCCGUAAACGGCUCUGCUGCGGCGGCAGUGUCGGUGGGCGCUAGCAGUGGGCUGGUCCUGCGGAGCCGGGACGGCAGCAGCGUGACGUUCUCGUUUGAUGAGGAUGACGACGGUCCGUCCAGCGCACGUGCGCGCUCGGCGGCGGCCGAGGCUGUAGCAGCCGGGCCUGGGGCUGGGGCUGGGGCUGGCGCGGGGCGAAGCGGGGCAAGGCGCGGGGCGUCGCCCCCGUUGGCAUCGCCGGCGUCCUCUUCAGGAUCCACUGUUGCGGCUGCGGUGCCGGCAGGUGCGGCGGCGGCAGCGGGGCGAGGCGCGGCAGCGCAGCAGGCCAGCUCUAGCAAUGGUCCCGGCAGUAAUGGCGAUGAAGGCGCUUCAAGCCAGGCGGCCUCAAUCUCGGGGAGAGCUGGGCAACUCGCGUGGCGGGAAAGCAGCCAUGCACAUGUCUCAGCAACAAACGGGGUACCGGGGCCGGGGCCGCUGCCGCCACUGCUGCAGCAGCAACCGCAGCCGCACGGAGGUGCGACACGAGCAUACGGAGCACCGGGGCCAAGCAGCGCGGGGGCAGCGGCAGCUGCUAUUGCAUCGGAGGCAGAAAGCACGGCAGCGGCCAACGCAGCGGCACGGGAGGAGUCGGGCCGCCUGGCAAUACAGGUGCUGCGGGCGGCGGGGAUACUCGGCACGGCGGCAGCCCUCACCGUCCUGCCCUGCGGCCUGGUCACCUCGUGGGGCCCCUGGCUACUCGACAUGGUGGUCACGGCGGCGACGGCUGUGGCCAGCUGCUGCGUGUUCGCGAUGGCGUGGACGCUGCGCGGCCGGCAGCUGCUGUUGCAGGACGACGGGCAGGCGGCGCUGGGCUUCUGCCACACCCUGCUGCUCUGCCGCGUCUGCAUCGGAAGCAUGUACGCGGCGCAGGCCAACGACUGGGCCCUGCUGCUCCUGCUGAUGUCAACCGGCGGAAAUGCUCUGCGCAACUGCGCGAUGGCGACGGCGGCUAGCGAGUCGGGUGCGUGGGCAGAUAUGGCCAACUUGGUUUUGCCGGGCUUCGCGGCGUUUGUGUAUGCCUACUCGCCGAGGUACCUCGGGGCGGCUGCCGUUUGAUGCAGAAUGCCGUGGACAGGAUCACCAAGGACGCGGGAUGAUUCAAUGGGCUUCAGGUCGCUUAGUCUCGACCUAAUACUCCUGGCCUGGCCAGGGGGGGGGUAGAAUCUUCCGAAACAGACCCCAUGCUUCAAAUGGAUAGAGCUCAACGAGAAAGUCACGAAUCCGCUUUCAAAAUUGGAAAUGGGUUUCUGGAUGCAAAGUUAUGACCCCUCAAAGUUGUCGGUCGAUCGGUCGGUCUGGGGUCCCACGAAGUUUUGCACAGGUUCGUGCCAAGUUUUGUUCCUAGCGCUUCUGUCCUGCAACACGCGGCGCAAUGGGUGCAGCUCCACGAUGCGUGCAUAGGUAUACCCAAGGCUCAGCAAACGUGCAUAGUUUGGGGCAGUUUGGGGAGCGGCAUGUCGGCAUCUCGGGAAAUGCCUGGGGAACUGGUCAGGGACAAGCCGGUGCCGGCCGGGUUUUGCAUGGUGAACGUGUCAGCACAUUUCGCACUAUCAAGAAACAUUGGAAUAAGCCGUUGCAUAGAAGGCCAGUCUAUCAGGAUACUUGUUGGCAUACGGGUGGACAUGUCUACAUGUCCACAUGUCGGUCGGCCACAGUGUGUUCCCAAGACGGAUCAUUUUACAUAGCGAUAGAGCUCACUGAGAGCAGUCGAUUGGCACCAACCUGACAGAAAACUAAGGGGUUCUGAGGGGGUUUUGGGGGGUCGUACGGCAGGGGGGGUCGGUCGGUCGGUCGGUCGGGGGGUCCGGGAGGUUUUGUGGCAUGGGGUCAAAAAAGUUCGUUCCUACCCCCCCCCUGGCCUGGCACCAAUAAUUGUUGGGUUGAGCCGAACGGCGUUGGUUUAUGACGUGGUGCAGAGGCAGAGGCUGACACCGCUUUGUGGAUUUUAAGAUGCAGCACUGCAACAAUGUGCAUGGGAGCUUCCCUUUGC
This is a messenger RNA of Chlamydomonas reinhardtii, 3301 nucleotides long. RefSeq lists its product as uncharacterized. Lineage: Eukaryota; Viridiplantae; Chlorophyta; Chlorophyceae; Chlamydomonadales; Chlamydomonadaceae. The transcript has 3 exons. The coding region runs from base 487 to 2367 and encodes 626 amino acids. The record is from RefSeq and is a predicted model, not a curated record.